Messenger RNA from Hypanus sabinus (Atlantic stingray), 8469 nucleotides. Its product is annotated as testicular spindle-associated protein SHCBP1L-like. Gene Ontology annotation, cellular component: meiotic spindle. Gene Ontology annotation, biological process: spermatogenesis; male meiosis cytokinesis. The coding region runs from base 167 to 1987 and encodes 606 amino acids. The record is from RefSeq and is a predicted model, not a curated record. Lineage: Eukaryota; Metazoa; Chordata; Chondrichthyes; Myliobatiformes; Dasyatidae. The transcript has 10 exons.
CGCGCCGAUUAGCUGCCCUGGCCUGGCCUUGGAGACGUCGGCUCUCCGGCUCGGGCUCGUGCUCGGGCCCGUGCCCGUGCCGGUGCCCGUGCCUCGCGCUCCUGUGGGCGGUUGGACAGUUCCAGAACACAACGGGCGAAAGGCGUCGCACUCUUCCGAGAGGGACAUGGCCAGUGAGACACACGUAGACCAGGAGGCCGACGUUAAACUAGGCGAUAAAAGCAGAGGGGAAUGCAGUGGAUCCGCUUCUCUCCGCCCGCUGACCUCAUCUCCUCGGUCGGUGAAAGCGGCACAAGAGGAGGUGAAGCGCUGCCCAGAGGAGUCGGAGGAAGCUGAAGAAGCGCGUGUCCUGCCACCCGUUUACGUGUCGUCCGUCAAAUUCACCCCAGAGAGCAGGAUGAACCUUUACUGCGAUCAGAUUUUAGUUUCUUGUAAGGCAGAAGACGCAGAUGAAGCUAUGAACAAGUACCUCACUGAAAAACUACAUGCAAGAAGUACAUGGUUAGGAGUAUGGAAAACAAAUCCUGAAUUUUUCUUUGUAAAGUAUGAUGAAGGAUCUAUACCAUAUGUUGGUGUUUUAGUUGAGGCUAUAUGCAAGCCACAACAGAGCCAAAGUUCUCAUCUUCGAGCUACAGUAUCCGUUUUAGAACCAUAUUCAUCUAAUGUUGCUAAUUUACCAAGAGAACUUGUUGAGGAAGUUUUGGAUGAGUUAGACCACUGCGUUCCAUUGCUGGAAAUAUAUCCAAUAGAUGGUCAGGAUUCUGCUGUGUGCAGCAUUGCUGAAGCUCUGGAAAAUGUUAGAUUCUUUUAUGAUUUUCUAUGGAGAGACUGGGAUGAUGAGGAAGGCUGUGAAAAUUACACUGCACUGAUAGAGGAACGUAUACGUUUAUUUUAUGAUAUUCAAGAUGGUACAAUACCAGGUCCUGUAGGGCAACGUUUUAAAAGAACUCUGGAAAAAUACAGAAACAAACGUACAGAGCUGAUUGAGUACCAGAGCAAUAUAAGAGAAGAUCCAUCAGCAGCUGAAGCAGUGGAAUGUUGGAAAAAAUACUAUGAAAUCUUAAUGAUCUGUGGAUUAUUAAAAAUCUGGGAAGAUUUGCGUCUUAGAGCACAUGGACCUUUUUUCCCACGAAUACUGCGACGUCGGAAAGGCCAACGACCUUCUGGAAAAAUUGUGACUCAUAUUGUGGCAAACAUGAUGACAGCUGACAUGGUUAAGGACUUCUCUGCUAAUACACUGAUCCAACAACAUGAUAACUUAGAUGCAACCUUGGAUAAUUGUUUCAGUGGUGACACAGUAGUUAUUUUUCCUGGGGAGUAUCAUGCUUCAGGAUUCGGAAUGCUAACAGAUGAUAUCAUUAUUAGAGGGGCUGGAAGUCGAGAAGAGGUCAUAAUCUUUUCAGAUCCUACACAAGACAAUUUUGUGGCGUCUAAGUCCCAAAACAUUAGCUUAAUUCACCUUACAUUAGUACAGAGGGGAACUACUGACGGCAUUGUGGUAGUAGAAUCAGGUCACAUGAUACUUGAAGACUGUCUUUUGAAAUGCGAAGGCACUGGUGUUUGUGUUCUCACAGGAGCAGCUUUAACCAUGAAAAACUGUGAAUUGACCGGAGCUCAGGGUCCAGGAGUGGAGCUAUAUCCAGGAAGUGUUGCCGAUUUAGAAGGAAAUGAUAUACACAAAUGCAGUAAUGUUAAAAGUUCUGAUGCCCUCAAGAGCAUGUUGGGUGGAAUUAAGAUGAAGGUUCUGCCACCACCAAAACUGAAACUCCAUAAUAAUUACGUUCACUCCAAUAAUGGCUAUGGUAUUACCAUAAUUCAGCCAGAUGGUAGACAUUGCCACGAUGCAGAUGAAGGUGUAUUGGAGUGUGCUGCAGGAGGUGACAAAGGAGACGAUCUUUUGAAAGCUAUGCAGAAUUUGAGUCUUGAAAUGAAUAAUAAUAAAUUUGAAAACAAUUCAAUGGGAGAAAUAGGUGUAAUUGUUUGUUAAUUAUGCUAAUAUGAAGUACUACAGGGUUAGAAAUCCUGAUCAAUUUGCCUUGAGCCAAACUCAGAUUUAUAAUUCUGAGUUGGCAAUUGUUUCAUCUUUUUAUUUGCAGAAAGUACAUUGUUUAAGAAAGGAAUACAGCUCAGAUAUAAAUUCAAAACAAAUCAAAAAUAUAGUUCAGUAUACAAAACUAUGUAAACUAACUUCUCUGUCACUAUGUCGGGAAGUUCCUUAAUCUGUGCUUUAAACUUGUUUAAAUUUCCAGCUUUCUGCCGCAAGCUUUAGGAAAAAAUAUAUAUAUUUAAAGCUGAUUGUUUACUUGCAACUUCCCUUUGCCACCUGAGUUUAUGGUAUUCCCACACGCAUUUGAUUCAGUUUAUAUUUAAGAGCAGAAAGGUUGAACAUUUAGAAUUUGUUACAAACAUAUACAAAGGCAUUGAAAUGGUACUGAUGUUCAGAAGGGGGAAAAAAAAACAAAGAAUGGCUCAGAUUCAUCCACACAGACAUAACCUGAAGCCCUGACACUUAAUAAAGGUCUUUGCAGCCUAACAUCUAAAAGUACUAACCAUCAACCAAUGAAAUAAUGUACUUUUCAGUACAGUUUGUAGUUAUUUAAGGGUAUAAUGGAGUAUGUACUUAUUUCAUUAAAUGAUGUUUGAAUUGCAGUGUCUUUUGAGAUUACCUUAUGAGCAAUGUAUUUAGAAUUACAAACUUUCAAAAUUAUUUACAAAUUUGAAAUAAAUCUGUAUCAAUAAGUCUUACUGAUUUAAAGCUGCUUUAUUACAUUAUCUACUGCUGACAUCUAAAAUGCAAGUGAUUAUAAUUGAUAAUAAACUGAUUUUUGAAUUCAAAUGAUAAUUGUUUCUGUAAUAUCACAGGUACACUACAAAUGUCAAAUGAAACUUAAUGAUGUAGAUCCUGGAUUAUAUUUUAAAAUCAUCUCUCAACUCUUCUAGCAAGAACAGGCAAUGGCAUUGCUGAAUGAAUACUGCAAACAUUUACAUAAGAUACUUAAUUGGUUCAACCACAAGAAACUGAUACUACAGAUAAUGCCCAGUUUAGCUGAAGAUUGCAAUUUCAUCAAUUUGUUGACCGGUCAUUACCAAUUUAAUUAAACAAGAACAGUCAUGGAAUUCAAAAUUAGAGAAAAAAACUACUGCUUAAUUUAUUGAAUCAAGAUAGAAUUAACCAGAACAUUAUGCUUUCAAAUAUUUGAUUCAUAAGUCAACCCCUUUAACAAUACAGAACAUCCAACAGUAGAGCACAGCACAUCCCUUUGGCCCAUGGAAUUGUGCUGACCUUUUGACCUACAAUAAAUCUAACCCUUCCAUCCUACACAGGCCUCCAUUUUUUUUACAUCCUGGUAGUGUUCUACACACCCACCAUCCUCUGUGUAGGGGAAAAAAACUACCACUGACAUCCCUUCUAUACUUGCCUCCAAUCACCUUAAAAUUAUGGCCUCUCAUAUUAGCCAUUUCUGCCCUGAGAAAAAGGCACCGAUUAUUCAUUCUAUGCCUCUUAAACACAUCAACUGACCUCUCAUCCUCCUCUGCUCCAAAGAGAAAAGCCAUAGCUCAGGUAUGAAAUAAGGGAUUGUAGUCUGAAAUUAGGAACUAUGGCUGGAUAUAAUUAGGCCUCGAGUUGGGAUUUUAAUCUAGUGUGGUCUUACAGCUAGGCUAGACCUGCAGUUGAGGCCUUAGUUUACAACUGGAGUGAGAAUAUGGAGUUGACAAUGAGCCUAGAAUAGUGGCUAGGGGUUGAAGCUUGAUUAAAAACUUGAAACUGUCACUUGUGGUUGUCCCUAUAUGUGAAAUUGGAGACCUCAGUUGGUGACUAAUGUCUGGAGAUUGAGAAUGGACUUAUGGUGAAGUUAGCAUUGUGAAAAGUCUGCAGUAGCAGGGUUAGACAGCAAGACAGAAAUAGGCAAUGGGUGACUGGGUUGGGCCUGUGGUUUAGGCCUCAUGUUGGUGUCUGUGAUUGAGGAUAAGAUUGCAAUUGGGUCUGCCUAACUUGGUGUUAGACCAUAACAUAUAAGAGCAAGCUUAGGCUAUUCUUCCUAUUGAAUUUGUUUUGCAAUUUAAUUUUUGCUGUUUUUACCCCCAAUCCCAUUCUCCUGUCUUCAUCCUGUAACACUUAACCCAUUUACCAAUCAAGAAAUUAUCAAUCUCUGCAUUACAUGCACCCAAUUAUUUGAUCUCCACAUCACUCUGUAACAACAAAUUCCACAGAUUCGCCAUCCUCUGGCUUAAUCUCUAUUCUUGGACACUCCUACUAGUGGAAUAUCUUUUCUAAAUUCACACCAUCUAAACCUUCCAAAUCAAGUACCUCAAGGGUAGUUGAUAUUGUUGACAAUUAAAUUCUAAAAUUUUUGCUGAAUUAUAAUUUACUUAUUGAAAGCUACCAGAUUCUGUAAGACCUGGAGUGAUAGAGAGAGAAAGUGUGAGUGAAAGAGACUGAGAGAGAGAAAAUGAGUGAGUGCAUGUAUUAUGGAUAAACCACUUAAUAUUCAUUGGAAGUAACUAGAAUCUAUAAAUAUGGAUCAAGUAAAUACUUUGAAAAGUUUCAGCCAGUCUUCUAAUGUGGCUUGGGUUGACAUGUUCCUAACUACCCUAUUAACUUUACCAAGAAACUUGGUAAAUUGUUUAAUGGGAAAUUUGGAUAAGUACAUGGAUGCAAAGCUAUGAUCUGGGUGCAAGUCAACGGGACUAGGCAGUUUGAAUGGUUCGGCUUGGGCCAAAUGGCCUGCUUUUGUGUAGUUUUCGAUUACUAUAACUGUAAAUUAUAUAAAAGUUAGAAAUAUAAAAUCACAAGGACAGAAAAAUGUUAAGUGUCUGGCAAAAUUGUAGUACAACAUUUUCAGAUUAGGCAAAUCUCAGAUUCCCUAGAAGGAUAACCUGCUGGAAAAGCUGGAAGCAAUUCCUUUUCAGGGAGACUUGCAAGGAAAUUGUGGGGAAUGGAUCUUUAAAAUGCAAUGAUACAGAAAAUAAAUUGAAAAGUUGUGUAUCAUCUGAUGGAAUCAAAAGUCACUAUACCUAUGCUUCUCGGGACAUAGAGACCACUCUAUUGUGCCUACCCUGAUAACUUUAAUGCUGCAAACAGGGGUAAAGUUGUAGCUGCCUCAGCACCUUUCCAAUUAUUUACUAUCACCCAGCUUUAAGGGAAACCAAAAUUGAUUGUCUACCACGAAGUCAACAUUGAAUGUAAAAAUUUUAAAAAAGGCUUUGGUUUCCACUGAACCUCUCUUAAAUACACAUUGCCACAGCAAUGACCAUGAAUCAUUUGAGGUCCAUACACGAUAAUGCCUAGAUCUCUUCUUCAAACUGUUAUGAAUGUACCACAGCUCUGAGGGGCCGAAGGGUGCGGGGUAGCCCCCUCCUUUGUGAGAAUCACAAGAUCACUAUUGAUUUGGGUCAGGAGACCCAGGAAAUGAGGGAGAGACGUGCAGGAUGUCACGUUUCUCCCCCCCUCCCCCCCCAUAGCGAUGUAAAGCUACGGGACAUGGCCAUUGUCUCCGGAAGACCAAGUUGUGUAUUGAGUACUGUACUAUUCAUUGAAGCCCCUCAGGGGAUGACCAGAGUGGCUGGUUGAGGGAUUGCAUCAUCCCAACCUGACUGACAUCUGAGACCCCGUGAGGAAGUAUAAAAGAGGGUCUGGGGAACAACCCCUUCAGACGCACCAGAAGAAACGCUAGCGAUCCCGUAAUAGCGGGAAGCCAUUUGAAGGAAGCCACGAAGGAGGCCUUGCCUGGGGCCUGGUGGCUGGUACCACGGAAAACGACUUGGAACUAACAACGGGGAACCAACACCCCCGACGCAACGGAUUGGCCUCAUAAAAGUCCCGGGCAAGUUUAAAACCAUCUCUCUUAAACCCAAAAAGCUGCAGCUUGAAAGGACAGUGACUUUUAUCUUUCCAUCAGACAAUACAAUAUCCCCUAGACCAGGGGUCAGCAACCUUUACCACUGAAAGAGCCAUUUGGACCUGUUUCCCACAGAAAAGAAAACACUGGGAGCCACAAAACCCGUUUGACAUUUAAAAUGAAAUAACACUGCAUACAAUGUUUUUUUUUGCCUUUAUGCUAUGUAUAAACAAACUAUAAUGUGUUGCAUUUAUGAAAUCGAUGAACUCCUGCAGAGAAAACGAAAUUACAUUUCUGUAUGCAACAAAAGCAUUUUGAACUCUGAAAAAAAGACGUUGGGUUGAAGGUUACUUUUAAGUUAAAUACUCAAUGUCUAUUUGAGUCCUUCUUGUAUUUAUGAAAAACGCCGAACUUAAAUUUUCCGCCAGCAGCAAACCAAAAAUAAUGUCAGCCAGCUGUCAACCUGAAAAAUAAAAGGACUAUUUCACUGAACAAUGAAAAAAUAUGAAUAUACGUAAAAUAAUAGGCAAUUAAAAUAUUUAUCAUACUUGGUUAAUGGGAUUUCUGCUCCUGGACCUCAGCGCACAGCGUCUGCACAUCAGGGCUGUAUGACGUCACCUUCAUCUUUACACAGGAUCGCAAGCUGUCAUCUGUGAGGCGUGCACUAUGUUUGUUUUUAAUAAAGUUCAUGUUGGAGAACACCUGCUCACAUACAUAUGUGGAUCCAAAGAUCGACAGGACUCCAAGCGCAUACUUUUUAAUGUUUACAUAAAUGUCGGGGAUAGCAUUCCAUGUUUCAAACACAAGUUUGUCCGGUUUAGGAAGGUUUUCAAUAUCACUCCAUUUGUGAUUCUGAGCAAGAACGGCCUUCUGACGGGCAACAUCUUCAAGGUCUGCUGUCAAGCGUCUAAACUUGGACACCCAUAUGUCUUUGUCGGCUAUGUUGGCCAGUUCCAUCUCAAGAUCAGGUUGACUCACACCUGCCAAUGCAGUCAUAUUCAGUAGGGAUGGAUCGAUGCUUAGGGGAGUGACCGGGAAGGAUAAUGUGUUUUUUUCCUCUCUGAACUCACAGAAGCGUUUCCCAAACUAUGUUUGCAUUGCGAUGAUUGCAGAAUGUAAAUACUCCGAAUUUAUCAUGUCGUGACCUUGUUUGAACUCUCUCAAAUUGGGGAAGUGAGACAAUGUGCCUUUCUGUAAAUCUCUGGCAAGCACUGUCAACUUGUGCUCGAAUGCCAAAACAUCCUCCAACAUGUGUAGGGCUGUACGUCCUUUCCCCUGAAGAGCUGUGUUCAGCGUGUUCAGGUGCGCUGUCAUGUCUACCAUGAAGUGUAGAUUUUCCAGCUACUCUGGCUGUUCCAGCUCAGGAAAGGUGAGCCCUUUGCUGCCCAGGAAAGUUUUCAUUUCUUCCAGACACGCGACAAAGCGUUUCAGAACCUCCCCUCUGGACAGCCAGCGAUAAAAACACGUUGUAGCUAUGUGCUACACGCAGUCAGUAAACUGCAGUCAAAGAUAACUUUAUUCGAACUAAACAGCCUUGCUUUUAAGCCUCCCUCAACCCGCCCCCCCCCCCAUGGGCGCGGAUGCUCCAAAAGACACAUACUCACAAACCCCUGUAGGCUAUCUCCCUUAGCCGGAACGCUGGCUAAUUGUGAGCCGGUUCAGGUGUGCCAGGAAAUGGGUCGCCACAACGUUUUAUUUAGAUUGUACAAGAUCACCAUAAUCUUCAAAUUUAGAAUUACAUUUCAAAAACUAACAAACUAACAUAAAAUACAUUUUAAAUACUCACCAUUUAUUUUCCAAAGCCACAGGGAGCCGCAGCACAGAGAUGAAAGAGCCGCGUGUUGCUGACCCCUGCCCUAGACAAACGAUAGAGCUAUUGCUUAAUUGAUGAUUAUUAUUAUACCCGCGUUUUUAGAUUGAGUAUUGACGACGUAUAUUAUCUGAAUGUCUGUAUUAAUCUUAUCUUUGUGCCCCUUUAUAAAUAAAGACUUUUAAAAAUAGUACCAUCAGACUUCAACGGACCUCUCUAUCUUUGCUGGUAAGUGAUCCAGUUACGUGAAUUUCGUAACAAAACAAUCUUUUAGUCUGAAGAAUGCCCAGAUGCGCAACACUCACACUGUCUUUGUGAAUAGUAUUUUUUAAAUCUUUUCCACUCUGAAAUUCUAGUAUCCACCACUGACCAGUUACAUCCAAUCCCCUGCAGAUAAACAUCUGCUUAUAGUGGUCAAGCCAAAUCUAACCCUGACUGUUACAUGCUUCUCAGUAUAAUGAACAAAUAAAACAUUUUGUUCUAAAACUCAGACAUUGAUCAUUAAUAAAAUACUAACAAUGGGCCCAAUAACAAACCCUAAAUGGCUCCACUGAUGACCCAUUCUCAACCAGCAGAUUAUCAAGGGUAUAUCAUGGCCACACAAAGACCAAUGAAAUCUAUGACCAGAUAAACUUCAGUAAUAUGGAAUGAGGAAUAAGCAUUGGUCAAAAUACUGGUGCAAGUGAAAUUUUUGUUGGUACAGAAUACUUGCUGUAUUCCCUUGACUCACUGGCACAGGACUCACGACUGGCUGUAGUAAUGUUUAUAAAAUCCAUUCAUUUUAAUAUAAGGUAAUAACUUUAACAUAAGGCAUUGUGA